Messenger RNA from Nymphaea colorata (pocket water lily), 1197 nucleotides. Its product is annotated as fasciclin-like arabinogalactan protein 21. Lineage: Eukaryota; Viridiplantae; Streptophyta; Magnoliopsida; Nymphaeales; Nymphaeaceae. The record is from RefSeq and is a predicted model, not a curated record. The coding region runs from base 1 to 1197 and encodes 398 amino acids. The transcript has a single exon.
AUGGCGUUCUCUUCUUACGCCCACCUUCUUCUCCUGCUUUCCCUCUUCACGCCCGCCUUCUGCUUUCGCCACCCAGAUGUUGCUGUUGACGUCCGACAGCCGCCGCCGCCGCGGCCGCCUCCCUCUCUCCACCACCACCUGGCCUCCGUUCUUUCCUCCCUCGGUUACCAGCAGCUCGCCUCUGCCGCCUCUUCCAUCUGUGACCCCACUUUCUUCUCCCCCUGGGACCUCCCCGCCACUGUCUUCGCCCCCUCCGACGGCCUCGUCAAUGCCUCCACCUUCCUCGUUAAUGAGCACAUAGUCCCCGGCAUCUUCACCCUCCGCAUUCUCUCCAGGAUGAAAUCCGGCACCCUCCUAGGGACCAUGAGCCCCGGCCGGUGCCUCGCCUUCACGUCCCAGGACAACGCCACCACCGGCACCCUUCUGGUGAACUCCGUCCCCAUUGUGAAACCCGACAUGUACAACGACGGCGAACUCGUCGUUCACGGGAUCGGAUUCCCAUUUGCUCCGCUCUCCCCCUCUUCUUGUGAACAUCCCACCACCGUCACCACUGCCACGACUACCGCCACCUCGACGUCCACCAUCGACUUUCCUGUCACCGUCGAUCCGUACGUCCACCCAUCGCCGGCGUUCGUCAUGAGCCUGAUGCUCCGCGACGCGAUGAGCCGCCUCAGAGAGAGAGGCUACAGCAUCCUGGCCCUCGCCAUACGGGUCAAGUACGUCGAGCUCGUGGACCUCCACAACGUGACGGUCUUCGCACUCGACGACUCCUCCAUCUUCUCCGGCGGCCACGCCUAUGUCAGUAACUUCCGGUUCCACGUAGUGCCGAACCGACUCCUCACACACGACGACCUGAUGGCGCUACCACUGGGCUCCCUCUUACCGACCCUGCUUAACGGGGAGAGGUUGGUCGUCACGAGUGCCGGCACCGGCGCCCGCAUCAACUACGUGCCCCUCCGCUCACCGGACCUGCUGCGUAACCUGAACGUCGUGGUCCACGGUAUCUUCCUUCCGUUUCCCCACCUUCACCAGGAACUUUCCGUCCAAAGCGCGUUCAGCAACGCUGCCUUUCGCUCGCCGGCGUCUGCUCCGGAGGGCGAAGACGAGCCCUGCUGCACUGCUGCACCGAUUGCACGACGGAGCGUACUCUUCGACGGUCUGAGCAUGACAGUUUCUUCGGAAGAUGAUAUUCUUUGA